This is a messenger RNA of Lucilia cuprina (Australian sheep blowfly), 1539 nucleotides long. RefSeq lists its product as uncharacterized. Bases 92 to 1333 code for a protein of 413 amino acids. The transcript is spliced from 3 exons. NCBI's taxonomy places the organism in Eukaryota, Metazoa, Arthropoda, Insecta, Diptera, Calliphoridae. The record is from RefSeq and is a predicted model, not a curated record.
GUAUAACCGGCUUGUCUUUUAAUAUAUUUCUUAAUUAAAUUGUUUACGAAUCAAAUAAAUAUAAACAAAAAUUAUAAAAAACAACAACAAUAUGAAUGAAAAUAAUAAUAAAAACACUAAAUAUCCAUCAUGGAUUAAACCAGAACUCUUUGAAGAUCUUUUGAAAAUGUUACAUGCUGAUUUUUCUAAAAUAGAACAUUUCAGUGUUGAUAAUGCUUUAGCGCCAGGAGAAAAUUAUGCUACAGUUAUGUUAAAAGUAGAAAUUGUAAUGAAGUUGCAAGAUGCCUCCACUAAACCCAUUACUUUCAUGUUAAAAAUUGGUCAUGAAAGUGAAGUUUUCGAAGAUUUAAUGAAAAAUCAUGAUGUAUUUGCUAUUGAAGCCGGUAUGUAUCGUAAUUUUGUACCAGAAUUCGAACAAAUUUAUGCAGAUGCGGGUGUUAAGGUGAGAUUUGGUGCCAAAUCCUAUGAAUUGCCCAUCAAACAAAACUACAUCCUAUUGGAAAAUCUUAAGGUACAAGGUUUUAAAAAUACCAAUCGUUUAUACGGUCUAGAUAUGGAACAUACUAAAAGUGUAUUAAAAAAAUUAGCUCAAUGGCAUGCUGCCUCCGCGGUGAGGGUUACCCAAAAGGGACCCUAUCCUAGAGAAUAUUGUACAGCUUAUAUGAAACCAGAAGGUUAUGAUCUAAUAAAAGCCAUGUUUGAUGGUAGCACAAAAACACUUUUAGAAUGUGUUAAAGAAUACAAUAAUUCGGAGUUGUAUUAUGAGAAAGUUGUAAAGUUACAAAAUCAAAUAACUGAUGAAAUCUUUAAGCAUGUAGAUGCCGAUCCAAAUGAGUUUAAUGUUUUAAAUCAUGGCGAUUGUUGGUCAAACAAUAUUAUGUUUAAAUAUGAUGAUCAAGGAAAUGUUGCAGAAACUUAUUUAAUCGAUUUUCAAAUGCCACGUUAUACCACUCCUGCUCAGGAUCUUAUGUAUUUUCUCUUAUCUUCCACAAAAUUAGAAAUUAAAUUAAAAGAAUUUGAUUAUUUUAUUAAAUUCUAUCACGAUCAUUUAGUGGAAAGUUUAAAAGUACUCAACUAUAGUAAAGCUAUACCUAGUUUAAAGGAAAUGCAUCAAAUGAUUUUAAAAUAUGGUAUAUUCGGUUAUAUGACAACUACCAAUGUUAUGGCUGCCGUUCUCUGUGAUCCCACCGAUAAUGCUAGUCUGGAUAAUUUUAUAAAUGAUUCAGAGGAAGGCGUUAAUUUUAAAAAACAAAUGUAUUCAAAUCCCCGCUAUCGUAAACAUAUGGAAGCUAUUUUUCCUUGGUUAUUAUAUAAAGGUCUUCUAGAUUGUUAGUUUUAAAUAUAACUUUUGUUUUAAAAAGUUAUUGAGGAAAGUGUUUUAUUUUAUAGUUAAUUAUAAUUAAUUGCAAUAAGUGUUAUAUAUAUAGAUAAGAAACACCUACUUACUAAGUUGUAUAAUUAAAGGUAUUUUCUUGUUAAAUAAUUAAAUUUUUGAACUGUGUGUAUUGCUAUUAAUUAACAAUAAAAUGCUUGAACAAA